AUGGACAUGGACAGUAAACGGCUGGUGGUGGUAGUACCAAACGAAGCGUCAACGACCUCGGGCAGGUUGUUUAGCGGUGAUGAUGAGGUGUGGAAGGGCUACCUGGAGAACCCUCUGUCUGCUGCCACUAAGGCCAUGAUGAGCAUCAAUGGAGACGAGGACAGCGCAGCUGCUCUGGGACUGCUCUAUGACUACUACAAGGUUCCUAGGGAGAGGAGACUUGCAGCCAGUUGUGUAAAACCUGCAGACCCCUCUGCUCUUGGGCCCAAUAACUGUGGUAACUUGGAAAUACUAGAUCAGCGUCUUCAGGCUCUUAGAUGCAUGCCUGUUAACCUCUCUCUAAACAACAGCACCAAUAUAGAACACCAGGGCUCCAAGUACGACUCUACUGGCCUUACAGGAGGCAUCAGAGGAGGAGAUGGUAAAAGUGAAGGUGGGGUAUAUUUUGCUCUUGUCAAGACAGAGGAACAGAGACCUAUGGGAGAGUCCUCCUGUGGAGGUUCCUAUCCAGCAGAGACCGGAGAGCAGAGAGAGGUGGUUUACAAACAGAGCUGUUAUGAUUUGUCCUUGUCUGGAUACUUGAAAGAUGAACAGAGAAGCACUCCAGACAGCACAUAUGAGGAAGCUGUGGAAGGAGAGAUGUACCAGAGAAGUCCCUCCUCAGGACCUGAUGAAUUCCACUGUAGCCGAUCUGGUGACAGUUUCCAGUACAAUCUGGAGGCCAGCAUGUCGCUGCGGCAGGGAGAAGGACCCAUGGCUUACCUGAAUCGGGGACAGUUCUAUGCUCUGACGCUGUCUGAGAUUGCCUUCAGUUCAACCCAACGUCAGCAGAGAGGCAAAGUGCGGGUGAGUCGACCUUCACCCUCACAGGGGCCUGAUGGGAGCCCAUGCAGUAGUGAGCAAUGCACCAUGGGAGGCUCUGAGCUACAGUGGGACAGUAUUAUACAGAGUGUUAUCAUGGUUGUCUUUGGGGAAGACAAGUGCAGAGACGAGCAGUUGAAGAAUUGGAAAUACUGGCAUUCCCGUCAGCACACUGCCAAACAGAGGGUCCUGGACAUUGCUGACUACAAGGAGAGUUUCAGUACAAUUGGGAAUGUGGAGGAAAUUGCCUACAAUGCUGUCUCUUUCACAUGGGACGUCAGUGACGAAGCCAAGGUCUUUAUCUCUGUGAACUGUCUGAGCACAGACUUCUCCUCUCAGAAGGGCGUGAAGGGGAUGCCUCUGAUAAUCCAGAUCGACACCUACAGCUACAACAGCUGCAGCAGCAGACCCCUCCAAAGGGCCUUCUCCGAGAUCAAGGUUUUCUGUGACAAGGGUGCUGAGAGGAAGCUUCGUGAUGAGGAGAAGAAACAUCUCAGAAAGAGGGUGAAAGGGAAAAAUGGCAGCUCGGGGCCAACCUCUAACAUUAAGAGGACUGACUGCACGCUAUUCAAAGCCAUGACCAACCUGGACUCCCAGCCUGUCCUCUUCAUUCCUGACGUCCACUUUGGAAACCUGCAGAGAGCAGGGCAGGUGUUUGCUUUUGACACAGAGGAAGUUGACAGAAAUGGGAGUGUUGUGGUGAAGAGGAUGUCCUGUGUUGCUGAGGAGGCCGUCUGUCCCCCUAAGAAGUCCAGAGUAGACCAUGGAAGGAAAGUCCUCCUGUAUGUGAGGAAGGAGUGUGAUGAAGUGUUUGAUGCCUUAAUGCUGCACACCCCAACACUCAAUGCACUGAUUGAGGCAAUUUCAGAGAAAUAUGCAUUACCUGUUGACAAGAUGGUCAAAGUUUACCAAAAAAGCAAGAAAGGGGUCCUAGUGAACAUGGAUGACAACAUCAUCCAACACUAUUCCAACGAGGACACCUUUACCCUGGCUAUCGAGAGCUCAGCAGACUCCUUGCGGGUGACUCUGUCAGAGAUCUGA
Molecule: messenger RNA, 1902 nt
Organism: Limanda limanda (common dab)
Lineage: Eukaryota; Metazoa; Chordata; Actinopteri; Pleuronectiformes; Pleuronectidae
Product: grainyhead-like protein 2 homolog
Exons: 15
Coding region: 1-1902 (633 amino acids)
Biological process (GO): regulation of transcription by RNA polymerase II; brain development; neural tube development
Cellular component (GO): nucleus
Molecular function (GO): RNA polymerase II cis-regulatory region sequence-specific DNA binding; DNA-binding transcription activator activity, RNA polymerase II-specific
Source: RefSeq, a predicted model, not a curated record